AGCACACGCCAAAAAAAAAAAGAAAUUACUGUCUUCCCUUCCAUUACCUUUCCAAAGUGAUACUCUCUUCAUUUGCAGCGCCAAAUUUAUCGUCCUCCUGGUUGUGAAGCUGAUCCGUUUAGCCUCUUUACAUCAUUUCCCAAGGAACGCAGUAGAAAAAUGCCGGCUCAAGAGAUCGAGAUUAAUCACCAAGACUUAGUCCACGAUGCGGUUAUGGAUUACUUCGGCGAUCGCCUCGCCACAGCCUCGUCCGACCACACCAUUAACGUGAUUAGGGUUAAGAAGAACUCGAAAUCCGAGCAUGUCGCCACAUUGCGUGGUCACAUCGGACCCGUUUGGCAGCUGGAUUGGGCGCAUCCGAAAUUCGGGUCUUUGCUCGCUUCGUGUUCUUACGAUGGGAAAGUCAUAAUCUGGGAAGAAGCCACCAAGGACCAGUGGAUCCAAGCCCAUGUUUUUGAUGAUCACAAAUCGUCUGUUAACUCAAUUGCCUGGGCUCCUCAUGAGCUCGGUCUUUGCUUGGCCUGCGGUUCGUCUGAUGGGAAUAUCUCGGUUUUCAUCGCAAGGUCAGACGGCAGUGGUUGGGACACGUCCAGGAUUGAACGAGCUCACCCACUUGGAGUCACUUCCGUUUCAUGGGCUACGCCCAAACCCUCUGCUCUUUCUGAUGCCAAGGACACGGUUUGGAGGCUUUGCUCUGGUGGAUUUGAUAACAAUGUCAAGGUAUGGAAGCUUGACAAUGGGGUUUGGAAGAUGGAUUCCUUGAAAGCUCUUCAAAUGCAUAAUGGCUGGAUCAGGGAUGUUGCUUGGGCUCCCAACUUGGGGUCGCUUAAAUCGAUGAUUGCCAGUGCGUCGGAGGAUGGGAAAGUUGUUGUUUGGAGCUUGCCAAAAGGAGGGAGUGGCCAAUGGGAAGGCAAGGUUUUGGGCGAUUUCAAGACGAGUGUUUGGAAGGUCUCGUGGUCGCUGACCGGAGAUGUGUUAGCUGUGGCUGAUGGAAACAAGAAAGUAACUCUCUUGAAGGAAGCUGCAUCUGGUGAGUGGCAACAGGUUCAAGCAAUUGAGCAAUAGGAUUCUUGUUGCGGAAUAGUUUGCUCUCUGCAGAUUUUAUCUCAAUCUCGUCUUGGCAUAUAUUAGGAAUUGGUGUUCAGAGCGUUAAAAGCUGAAUACUUUUUCUUUGAUAUUAUUUCUUGAAUGUUUCUUACUUUUGCUCCAGUAUAAAAAAGAAACUGUGUUCGUUGGAAACAAAUAUGACCCGUGCUGUCAAUUUACUUGUAACUUCUUAAAAUCCAUGACAUCGUUUGAGAUUUUUUCUUUU
Morus notabilis is the source of this 1312-nucleotide messenger RNA. Its product is annotated as protein transport protein SEC13 homolog B. Gene Ontology annotation, cellular component: nuclear pore outer ring; COPII vesicle coat. NCBI's taxonomy places the organism in Eukaryota, Viridiplantae, Streptophyta, Magnoliopsida, Rosales, Moraceae. The transcript has 2 exons. Bases 160 to 1065 code for a protein of 301 amino acids. Gene Ontology annotation, biological process: COPII-coated vesicle budding; protein import into nucleus. The record is from RefSeq and is a predicted model, not a curated record. Gene Ontology annotation, molecular function: protein binding; structural molecule activity.